AUGGCGGCGGGCUCCGAUUUACUGGAUGAUGUUUUCUUCAACACAGAGGUGGACGAGAAAGUAGUUAGUGAUCUAGUUGGGUCUUUGGAGUCUGAGCUCACGGGAUCGGGUCGUGGAAAGUCUUCAGUUGGGGUCCAGGCUGCAGCAAAUCACAUUGACAACUCAGCUGUUGGUCGCAAUUCCAAUGUCCAGGACAGCGAAAUGGGACUUUCACAAGAGCUUGCUAAACCAGGGACUGGCGUGCCAGGGGGGGUCAUUAAUAGUAGGAGGUCCCAGGGUUCAACCAUGUAUGCUGCGGUCGGGACAACGGCGGUGGGAUCGAGCAUGACAGCCGGGCACAGUCCGAGCAAGACUGGGACAAGCAGUGGUGUGAUAACGGAGGUUCCCGAUCACGCAGCUGGGACCAGAAAAACUGGGGCGGCUGGUGUACAAACUUUAAAUGGAAGGAGCAUUGUGAUAAACUCUCAUAAUUCAGGAAGUGUUGCCGCUUUGGUGAACUCGGAAAGCAGCACUGUGCCCGCCGUCGCGGUUGUCAACAACGGACCGAGCUCCGUAGUCAAAGGAAACGUAGUCUUACCUUCAACUUCCAGCACAGUCAUUCAAACACCUCUUAUGCACAGUGCUGUCACUUCAACUGUGAUAUCGUCUCAGCUGUCUGUUCUAAACAGUGUGCCCACUGUCACGCUCGUGAGGCCGCCUAUGCAAACCCUCGGAACAGUCACCGCGCAGAGCGGGAGCAAUAAUACGGUUCUGAUACGAUCUGUCAACGUUGCCAACCCUGCAAGUUCAGAAGCGCAAAUCAACACAUUGGAGUCUUCAAAAACGACCACACAAACGACUUCAGAAGUGACCGCCCCCAGUGUUGUAGGUAAAAGCCUGGUUUUACAAAAUGUGAGGACCUCCAUCCCAUCGACUAUUGCAGUCUGUCCUGGUGGGAUGAAGGCGAUCGCGCCACAGGUGUUCUCCCCGAGACUUCCGCAACCCCAACAAAAUGCUUCAAACAUCCAAAACAUUCAGCUCCCUCCAGGCAUGGUGCUGGUACGCAGUGAGAGUGGGCAGCUUCUGGUGAUCCACCAGCAGACCCUGGCCCAGAUGCAAUCCCAGUCCCAGAGCGCCAUGACCCCACGGGCAGCCACCCCCACCAGCACUCCCCCUGUCCAGAUCACUUCUGUACAGGCUCCAGGGACGCCCAUGAUGUCCCGUCAGGUGACCCCCACCACCACCAUCACUAAGCAGGGCUCCACGGCCCAGACCACCGUCCAGGCCACCACCACCCUCCAGAGGCCUCCUGUACUACAACAGAACACCAUUAUGCUGGGUGGAGCGGCCGCCACCUCAGGUCAGGCUCCAGUGCAGCCUUGCUCGGCAGCAGUCACCCAGAGAGCAGGGACACCAGGCACCCCCACGGUCGUUUCUACCAUGGAGAUCCUGGAGAAUGUGAAGAAGUGUAAGAACUUCCUGUCCACGCUGAUCAAACUGGCAUCCAGCGGGAAGCAGUCGUCUGAGACCACAGCCAACGUCAAGGAGUUAGUCAAGAGCCUGCUGGAGAGUAAGAUCGAAGCGGAGGACUUCACCAGUCGGUUAUACCGGGAGCUCAACUCCUCUCCUCAGCCAUAUCUCGUGCCUUUCCUCAAGAGGAGUCUUCCUGCACUGCGUCAAAUGACCCCAGACUCGGCAGCCUUCAUCCAGCAGAGCCAGCUGCCUCACACUGGUGCCCAGCCUGCCGCCACCUCCAAGGCCUUGACUGCUGCGGUGCUGGGGGGCACGUCCACGGCACAGAACUCCCGUCUCAACAGAAGUAGCCCUGGGGCCAAGGGGACCAUGCACCAGUCUCCUGUCAUCAGCCUGGCCCAGACACCUCAUAGCAAGCCUGGCCUGAUGGUGCCUCAGCAGCAGGGGGCAAUGGGGAGGCCUCAGGUGACUCUGGCCCAGUCACCCAUGGUUACGCUCCGAGGCCAAACCCACAGUCACAUCAUCAUGGGGCAGCCGCAGGUGGUCAGACAGCUUCAGACAGUGAAGCAGGCUCUAGCACCAGGAGCCAAGGUAACACUGGGGCCCCAGUCUAUGCUCUCUGUAGCACUGAAGAACAGGCAGAAGGAGGCAGGCGGAGGAACCUUCAAGGAUGAUGAUGAUAUAAAUGAUGUGGCCUCUAUGGCUGGAGUCAACCUAUCAGAGGAGAGUGCCCACAUUCUGGCAACCAACUCUGAGCUGGUCGGCAUGGUGACUCGCUCUUGUAAAGACGAGGCCUUCCUCUACACCUCCUCACUAACCCAGAGAGUACAUGAGAUAGGCGGGAGGUUAGGGGUGACUGACCUGGGGCCGGAGGUGAUCAGCUACGUGUCCCAUGCUACACAGCAUCGGCUGCAGAACCUGCUGGAGAAAUUGACGGUGGUGGCGCAGCAGAAAAACAUCACCUUCAAGGAGGAUGAUAAGUGUGAACAGGUGAGUGACGUGCGAGCACAGCUGAAGUUCUUUGAGCAGCUGGAUCAGAUGGAGAAACAGAGGAAGGAGGAGCAGGAGAGAGAGAUCCUGAUGAAGGCAGCUAAGUCUCGAUCACGACAAGAGGACCCAGAGCAGCUUCGGCUUAAACAGAAGGCUAAAGAGAUGCAGCAGCAGGAACUGAAUCAGAUCAGGCAGAAGGAGGCCAACAUGACGGCCCUGGCAGCCAUCGGCCCCAGGAAGAAGAGGAAAAUGAACUCCCCUGUCAGCGGAACCGGGGCCGAGGACUUGUGCUCUGGUCCCUCUCCGUCAGGUGGGUACAGUAGCGGAGGCUCCAGGCCUCAGCGCCAGCGCAUCACCCGGGUUAACCUCAGGGACCUGCUCUUCUGUCUGGAAAAUGAGAGGGAGACCAGCCGCUCACACCUGCUCUAUAAAGGCCUCCUCAAAUAACACAGGGAUUAGGGAGACAGACAGAGACCAGCCACUCCCUAUAGCACCUCCCUAACAGACAGAGACCAGCCACUCCCUAUAGCACCUCCCUAACAGACAGAGACCA
Molecule: messenger RNA, 2995 nt
Organism: Oncorhynchus masou masou (cherry salmon)
Lineage: Eukaryota; Metazoa; Chordata; Actinopteri; Salmoniformes; Salmonidae
Product: transcription initiation factor TFIID subunit 4-like
Exons: 16
Coding region: 1-2889 (962 amino acids)
Biological process (GO): transcription initiation at RNA polymerase II promoter; DNA-templated transcription
Cellular component (GO): transcription factor TFIID complex
Molecular function (GO): RNA polymerase II general transcription initiation factor activity; DNA binding; protein heterodimerization activity
Source: RefSeq, a predicted model, not a curated record